AUGGUUAUUGGCGAAUCUCGAACAGAGCUAUUACACUGGCUCAACACUGUGUUGGACCUAAACUAUACCAAGGUAGAACAAUGCGGCACUGGUGCUGCUUUUUGUCAGCUAAUGGACUCAAUAGUCGGUAAUGUACCACUCAACAAAGUCAAGUUUGGAGCAAAGUCCGAUUACGAGUCCCGUCAUAAUUGGAAAAUACUACAACAAGAAUUUACAAAACACAAGAUCAACAAACAUAUGGACGUUGAGAAAUUAAUCAAAUGUAGACUACAGGACAACUUGGAACUACUACAAUGGUUUAAAAGGUACUGGAACGAGCACAAGGACUUGAAUGUACCCUAUGAUGCCCAGGCUUCGAGAAGGAGAAUAUUAUCCUCUUCCUCUUCCUCCAACUCCAACUCUUAUUCUUCUCCAUCACUACUUGCAACGACAAGUAACACAAGAACCGUUGGACUGAGUCCUCAUACAAGUACAAGGUUGGCUUCUAGCGGGCCUGGAUCUAUAAGACAAGUUAGCGCACCACUUGCACAACAACUGCAUAAUAUGUCAAAUAAGGGAAGUGUAAGAGUUCUUUCAAACAGCAAGACUUAUAGAAGCAGUCCAACCACUACCAACAAUAGUGCACAUAGUAGCAACAGCAGCUACACCACAGCCAACGACGGGGUAGCUUCAUCGAACUACUCCAGCUCCAACCUAUCAUUAUCAAACAAAGUACGCACAAGAAAGUCAACGACCCCAGUAACUUCAAGGGUCACCACACCUGUAAACCAGAGACCCAAGCGUUUUUCUUCUGCAACAGAAUACGAGAAGCGUGUUUCGUUGCACAAUGGCGGUAAUGGUUCGUCUUAUCAGCAGGAAACACUAGGAGAAGCACCACAUAUACGCAAACAAACGGAACUCGAUACAUCGGGAGGUACCAUGCAUAUAUACAACAAUGAAGAAAGCAAUCAGGAUUCGGAUGAAAGUAACGAUAAAGGUGUUGGAGUGAGUAUUGAUGGAGAUGGAGAUGGCCAAAUACUUAUUGCACAACAGAGCAAAGAAAUCGAGGUACUUGUGGAGGAGAAUAAUGAGUUGAAGCUGCAUUUAAGCGAGUAUAGAGUUUCUUGCGAUACAUUACAAACUGAACGCAACUUCUACUUUAACAAAUUACGAGAUAUUGAAUUGUUGAUCCAAAACAUACAAGCUGAUCCAAGUAUUGUGGAGAAACUUGAUGUGUUGACUUUAACUGCUCAAGUUGAAAAGUUAUUGUAUAAAACAGAGGAAGGAUUCAGCGACCAAACAAGUAACCACGAUAUGGUAUUGGACACCGAAUCGUUCUAG
Molecule: messenger RNA, 1320 nt
Organism: Lodderomyces elongisporus
Lineage: Eukaryota; Fungi; Ascomycota; Pichiomycetes; Serinales; Debaryomycetaceae
Gene: BIM1
Product: microtubule-binding protein
Exons: 1
Coding region: 1-1320 (439 amino acids)
Biological process (GO): spindle assembly; regulation of microtubule polymerization or depolymerization; protein localization to microtubule
Cellular component (GO): cytoplasmic microtubule; spindle midzone; microtubule organizing center
Molecular function (GO): microtubule plus-end binding
Source: RefSeq, a predicted model, not a curated record